AAGGAAUGCGAGCGAGGGGGAGAGUCCAGCAGGGAGAGGACAGCGCACCUGCUGGGAAGCGGUAAAGAGGGGUCCGGACACCUUGAGGGGGGUUUUGGAGGACGGGCAGAGGUUGGGUCAGUGGCAGGAGAUACCAUUUACCCCUGAUCUCUGGGACAAGCGCACACAUAGGUCUGACAGUUACUUGUGUUUUCAUUCAAACUGGUUGCCAGGUUGGAAUGACCCAUGAUGACGUCACAGGCUUCCGACCUUCCUGAUUGGAAGGACCAGACUCCGUGGCGCUCGGCAGCAGAGGUGGACAAUAGCAUCUCGCCAGAGCUUUUCUCCACUGCCAGUUGCCCCGCAGCUUGGAGAAGGGACGACCACUUGUGUUUUGCCCAAGUCCAGAAGAAGAGUUGGGACAAAGCAGAGUCUAGGCGUCGAGGAAGGGAAGAGUUUGGGAGAAAUCAUGGCCAAUCGUCAACCGAGUUCCCAGGUUGAGGACCAGGACUCCCAGCCCAGCUCCUCAGGGUACCCCCUGGAGGUGACUGUCAACGAAGAAAGCCCAGGACCGUCAGGUGAGGGAGCUGGCACGAGAAGGAAUUUCAGAGGCUUGACCAGUAAGGAGGAAAGGGUACAGAGGUCGGGAAGGAGCGCCUGCCUCAGGUCAGAGGUCUAUGAGACUGGAAAGGGUAGGGGUGUUUCGGGGGGGAGGCGGAGUCGGGGUGGGGUUGGGUGGUCACCAGUGGCUGAACUCCCAAGACGAGAACGUCCUAUUGUAGUCUCUUGUCUUUUCUCAGCCCCCUGGGCCGGCUGCAGCUCCCCGCCUCAGCGCCCUGGCUGUAAGAGGAAGAGGUCAGUGGCGUUCAGAGAGGAGGAGGAGGAGGGCGAGCCGGCCACUGAGGCCCAGGACACCUGGGUCGUGGAGUCGCUGAGUGGGCUCAAGAUGAAGCUCAAGCGACAGCGGGUGUCUUCAGUGCUGCCUGAGCACCACGAGGUCUUCAACAGGAUGCUCGAGGAUCCCGUCAUUAGGAAAUUCCUCGCCUGGGACAAAAACCUGCAAGUAUCUGACAAGUAUCUCCUGUCGAUGGUGAUAGCUUAUUUCAGCCGGGCCGGGCUCUUCUCCUGGCAAUUCCAGAGAAUCCAUUUCUUUAUAGCUCUCUAUGUGGCCAACGACAUGGAAGAGGACAACCAGGCCCCCAAACAGGCCAUCUUUUCAUUCCUCUAUGGAAAGAACCGCUCCCAGCGUCCCUUGUUCCACAAACUGCGUCUCCAGUUCAUCCGUUCCAUGGGCUGGAACGCUAGGGUCACUCGGGAAGAGUGCGAGCAGAUCCAGGCUUUUGAUCCAGAGCUCUGGGUGUGGGGAAGAGAUCGCGCCCUCUUAUCACAGAGCCCAGGAGAGAUGAGGAUGUUGCACAGGAGGUCAAUCCACACGCUGACGACAGCUGCCGUGGAAAAGGAAUGGGAGCGAGGGGGAGAGUCCAGCAGGGAGAGGACAGCGCACCUGCUGGGAAGCGUUGCCCCGCAGCUUGGAGAACGGACGACCACUUGUGUUUUGCCCAAGUCCAGAAGAAGAGUUGGGACAAAGCAGAGUCUAGGCGUCGAGGAAGGGAAGAGUUUGGGAGAAAUCAUGGCCAAUCGUCAACCGAGUUCCCAGGUUGAGGACCAGGACUCCCAGCCCAGCUCCUCAGGGUACCCCCUGGAGGUGACUGUCAACGAAGAAAGCCCAGGACCGUCAGAGGUCUAUGAGACUGGAAAGGGUAGGGGUGUUUCGGGGGGGAGGCGGAGUCGGGGUGUGGUUGGGUGGUCACCAGUGGCUGAAUUCCCAAGACGAGAACGUCCUAUUGUAGUCUCUUGUCUUUUCUCAGCCCCCUGGGCCGGCUGCAGCUCCCCGCCUCAGCGCCCUGGCUGUAAGAGGAAGAGGUCAGUGGCGUUCAGAGAGGAGGAGGAGGAGGGCGAGCCGGCCACUGAGGCCCAGGACACCUGGGUCGUGGAGUCGCUGAGUGGGCUCAAGAUGAAGCUCAAGCGACAGCGGGUGUCUUCAGUGCUGCCUGAGCACCACGAGGUCUUCAACAGGAUGCUCGCCCCCUGGGCCGGCUGCAGCUCCCCGCCUCAGCGCCCUGGCUGUAAGAGGAAGAGGUCAGUGGCGUUCAGAGAGGAGGAGGAGGAGGGCGAGCCGGCCACUGAGGCCCAGGACACCUGGGUCGUGGAGUCGCUGAGUGGGCUCAAGAUGAAGCUCAAGCGACAGCGGGUGUCUUCAGUGCUGCCUGAGCACCACGAGGUCUUCAACAGGAUGCUCGAGGAUCCCGUCAUUAGGAAAUUCCUCGCCUGGGACAAAAACCUGCAAGUAUCUGACAAGUAUCUCCUGUCGAUGGUGAUAGCUUAUUUCAGCCGGGCCGGGCUCUUCUCCUGGCAAUUCCAGAGAAUCCAUUUCUUUAUAGCUCUCUAUGUGGCCAACGACAUGGAAGAGGACAACCAGGCCCCCAAACAGGCCAUCUUUUCGUUCCUCUAUGGAAAGAACCGCUCCCAGCGUCCCUUGUUCCACAAACUGCGUCUCCAGUUCAUCCGUUCCAUGGGCUGGAACGCUAGGGUCACUCGGGAAGAGUGCGAGCAGGUGGGUGGGCUGUGGCGGUCUGGGGGAGGGGCAGGGCCGGAGAGGAGGUGGGGAUCAUGGGGGAUUCGGUCUGGGACCUGGAGACGGACGAGAAAGAACCGGACGCGGGGCACGGGGAGGCAGCGUCAUCCUCAUUUCCAGGGGCUGUUUGUCUUUCCAGAUCCAGGCUUUUGAGCCAGAGCUCUGGGUGUGGGGAAGAGAUCGCGCCCUCUUGCCCUAGAGGCCCCAGGACCACGCAGGCCUGAGGUCAUCGGCCUGCGCAAAGGUAGGUCUGCGUCCGCAAAGGUGCGGGCGGAAUGACGCGUUGCUUACUGAGGAAAUCGGAGGAAUCCCACUGCUGGACCCACAUCACCUCUCACGCUGUGAAGGGGGCCAGCCGGGCACACAGCCACACGCCGACUCAGCGCCCAGCCGCGGCCUCACAGCCACACACACACACCAGCACCGUGGGGCCCGUGGGCGCCAGACCUCGGGGAAACCAGUCUGUCACAGACGCAUGGGUCUCACUGAAGUCAUUUCACCCAAAGCAAUUGGGUCCAAAUAACAGCUUUGAUGAGAUGGUGAUUUUUUUCCAUGUACGGUGUUUCGAGUUUCUCUUUUUAAUUCAUUUUUGGCCUUACAUCCCUCAGGGAUAUGGGUUCUAGGAUUUACCUACCACAAGGUAAACGUCUACAAACAGGAUAUUAGAUGGAACAGCCUACACGUUCAGUAAGAAAAGACCAAUUAUGACUAGCUUUAUUUUCAUCCAAAUUUACUUUCCAAUUGCUUACGGCCAGAUCACCAAUGAUUCCUUUUGUACAAUUCACCUUUUCCCCCUCAACUUUAUGGUCAAGACGGUUUAUCAGAACGAGUGAAGGUUAAGGAAUGCCAUCUUCAGCAUGGCUUAUUACAAUGGACACAUUAGAGUUCUAGAUGUGGGCAGAGGAUUGAGCAAACAUUUGGUUGAAAUCUUGCAAACUAGCUGCCUUAGUCCGUUCGACCUGCCCUAACAAGAUACUACAGCCUGCGUGGCUUAUAAACAACAGAGCACAGUCUCUUUUACAAGGGCAAUAAUCUCAUUCAUGAGGGCUCUACCCCAUGACCUAAUAACCUCCCAAAGACCCCACCCUCCUAAUACCAGCCCCUGAGCGGUUAAGAUUUUAAGAUUUCAACAUAAGAAUUUGGGGGGACACAAACAUUCAGCCCAUAACACUAACCAAGUCUAGGACUGACUAUUAUUUAAACAUUAGGAUCCAGGGACUUCCCUGGUGGCUCAGUGGUUAAGAAUCCGCCUGCCAACGCAGGGCACACGGGUUCGAGCCCUCGUCCGGGAAGACCCCGCAUGCCGUGGCGCAACUAAGCCCGUGCGCCAC
Balaenoptera musculus (blue whale) is the source of this 3945-nucleotide messenger RNA. RefSeq lists its product as uncharacterized. Bases 449 to 2767 code for a protein of 772 amino acids. Gene Ontology annotation, biological process: positive regulation of cyclin-dependent protein serine/threonine kinase activity. The transcript has 14 exons. The record is from RefSeq and is a predicted model, not a curated record. Gene Ontology annotation, molecular function: protein kinase binding. Lineage: Eukaryota; Metazoa; Chordata; Mammalia; Artiodactyla; Balaenopteridae.